Messenger RNA from Bombus terrestris (buff-tailed bumblebee), 1676 nucleotides. RefSeq lists its product as uncharacterized. NCBI's taxonomy places the organism in Eukaryota, Metazoa, Arthropoda, Insecta, Hymenoptera, Apidae. The transcript is spliced from 3 exons. Bases 389 to 1021 code for a protein of 210 amino acids. The record is from RefSeq and is a predicted model, not a curated record.
UCUACGUUACUUAAAAUUUUGCCAUGCUUGGUAAAUUAUCUGUCAAAAAUUAUACAAAAUAUAGUAUGAAGUUUACUACGUACGGAGAUUGCAUGCAAUGUUACAUCUAUCUCAAGCGAAAAACAAGCGAGAAAGUUUAACGUGGUUCUUCUAAUAAAUUCAUAGAUCUGACAAAAUGCAUUCACGUAAAAUCCACACCAAAGGAACCUCUUAAAAAUUCAACAUGGAUUUACCGUAGCCAGUUAAUCAUGAUUAUCAAAAAUCAAUCAGAAUAUUCCCAUACAAAGAUGUAAAUAAGUUCAUCCACCUAUCGACCCACUUCUCAAUACAACACACAUUGAACUCUUGAAAAGAUUGGUAUUGUUAUAAACUUGCCUUUAUAUAAAAUAUGGAUCUUCGUCGUAAAGCCGAUUGUCAAAAAUACAGAAAAUGGAAAGAGGAACGAGCAAAAGAAUCAAAGGAAACGAAGAAAGAAAUCAAAAAACGAAGACGCAGGAAACUAGUAACCGAUUGUAUCAAUGAAGGCGAGAUAGAAGAAGUUAUGCCUAAAACCGUGAUGAAAGUGAAAUAUCGAAAAUGCAGAAAAAGGAAGAAGAGAAAGAAGUCAAAGAAAUAUAUUACAAAACUCGUUAAACGAGUUUCGUUCGCAGAGCUAGUGUUAGGAUGUAUAAAACCCUCGAUAGAAGAGAGGGAAUGCCUUCUUAAUCCACGUCAUAUUGGUUGCCUAGGACUUAGUGUAUCUAAAGUGGAUAUUACAUCGGAAAGCCCAGCAACAAGGCAGACUUACAUGAGCCAACGGAAAAGCCGUAGAAGAAAAAGAAUCUGUGCAAAACUCUGUACGAGAAGGUCGUCUCGUAAAGGCAUAGAAGAAUCGGAAUCAAAAGACAGCAAAUGCGACAGCAUUUGUUCCUUCGAUAAUCGCAUAUGUCUUGCAGAUGUAAAGUUAACAGCAAAGGAUAAAGAGGAGAUGAAAAAGUAUCAACGCGAAGCUCAUCAAUCCAGUACUAAAACAGAGAAUUAAUUUCCUUCUCCCAAUUGCAGCCAUAAAAACAUAACAAAUGAGGAAAAAAUAAAACAUUCAAGGCACAAAGGUGGUAAAUUAGAAAAAAAUUGACAAAUCAUAGAAACUAAUUAAGCGGAUUGAAAAAGUGUUUAUCAGAAUACAUUAGCAAAAACAAAUAACAAGAUGAAUGUAAUGUUCAAAAAUACAAUUUGAUAAUAGUCGUUCUUUACACACCUUAUAUACGCGUAACGAGACAACCCUAGUUGAUGAUCCGAAAGUAUUUCACACACCGUAUACGUAAAGGGAAAACGAGUUUCCACUAGCUUCUGCUGAGCAGAAGAUCCUUCCGUGAACCGUUUAAUUCGACUGUACGAUAAAAGGUACGAACGACCGAGUAAUUAGGCGAUUUGCACGACUUGUUCGCGACAAAAGAAUGUUGCUUAUAAUCAACAUCAAUAGUCGAUAAUUAUCGACUAUUAGUAAUAAGCGGACAAGGCUGAUACAUUCUAACAAAACUGAAAGCAGUUUCAAAACUACAGAAACAUGUCUGCUACUACUGCUUCGAUCAAUAAUGAGAUUGCAAGAUAGAAAUUUAUUGUUAACAGAACAAACCUUGAAAUAUGUAAUGGAGAAAUAGUUCUAAAAUAGAGAUCUAGUAUCGAAAAAAACAUAA